CAUAAGUAGUCACCAGAUGGUAUGUCGAUUGCAAUGUGGUGGCAUCUGCUGAAACCAAAAUGGAAUAUAAGCGGUGACAUUUUAUUUACGAUUGUUCGCAUCUAAGAAGCCCUGGUCAGAGGUUUGUUACGCGAUAUAUGGUGCAGGCAAUAGGAAACACGAAUGGUCAGAAGAAUUGGUAGAAAACAGAAGAGAAAAAAAUUGUCAUAUUCAUGAAGUGAUGGCUGCGAAAGGUGGACCAGAAACAGAAGAUCAGCAGAAAUUACGGUUUCAGGUUGAACUGGAAUUUGUUCAGUGUUUGGCCAAUCCAAACUAUCUCAAUUUUCUAGCACAACGAGGUUAUUUCAAGGACCAAGUUUUCAUAAAUUAUCUGAAGUAUUUAUUGUACUGGAAGGAACCAGAAUAUGCACGUUACUUGAAGUAUCCAAUGUGUCUGUACUUCUUGGAUUUGCUGCAGUAUGAACAUUUCAGACGUGAAGUUGUAAGUGCACAGUGUACUAAGUUCAUAGAUGACCAGCAGAUCUUGUUAUGGCAGCAUUACACAAGGAGGAGGACACGGCUGUUACAGAGUCAGGCAGAGCAAGUCCCGAAUCAAAUUGCAGCCAACACUAAUGGUCAGAGCCAGCCACAGAAGACAUGACGGUGUUGGCUUAUUCUUUGUGAAUACCAAAUAUAUUAAAUAUGUCUUUUCACUGCUCCUUUCAAGCAUGACUUAUGGAAAGUUAUCUUGUAAUAUGAAGACUGUUGAAGUCUGCAAUUCUUCCUGUUAUCCUCUGAAUUACUAUUUAGCCCUUCAAAGUCAAAGGGUAACCAUAUUUUCUAUCUGCCUUAACAGUAAGUAAAACUACAUUUGUGCUUCUGGGUUUCAUAAGUUUUUCAGUGUAAACAACAAUCAUUUCUUUAAAUGACAUCAGCCAGUUGAUUUUGCAAUGAUGGAAUCUUGUGUUUUCUUUGAGGUACAGACUGAAUUCAUAAAUAUUGUUUAGAUGAGCUGUGGCUUCGGAAGGUUAAGUGUUUGAAAGACGUUCUAAAAUAUUUCGUAUUGCAAGGUAAUUUCUUUCUUUAUCAUAACUAUCAUGAUUUAUUAAUUUAUUUAUAGGCUACAUUAAUGUCCAGUUAAGUUUCACAAAUGUGAGUUAUUAAAUUUUAACCUCAAAAUUUAGAAAUUAAUAUCUAGCCUAAAUGGAAAAUGGGAUUUUUAGGUUCAUAUAUCAAAUGGUAUGUUAAUUAUUCUCGUGGAAACAAGUUACUGUUUUUCAUGUUAUGUUUUUGAUAAAUAAUCAGUGAUUGAUUGAUGAAUCAGCUAAUUGUGAAUGAGACUUUCGUUAAAUGUAUGAUCGAGGAAGGGUUCAAGGUUGUUCGCGAUGUAUGUAUUGAGCUUGCCCAAACAUAAGAUCCUGCCCAAGGUCUGAUGUGUGCCCUACUGAGUUGAUAAGUGCUGGAUACCUUACUUCAAGAAUUCCACAGCUUGCUGCUGGAAAAAUUCACAAAGUACUUGUUUUAUUUGUCUGAGCAACGGUGAAACAGAAAUAUUUCGUUGCUGUAAAUGAACUUCUUUCAUAAUGUGGGUUUAUUUGGAGUUGAAGAUUUCUGGGUUGUUGCACUGUGUAGUAUGGUUGAUGUUUACAUUUCAGACAUCAUACUACCUCCAUCAUCAGGGCGAUUCAUUCUCACCGCUGUAAAAACCUCAAAUCUUACUUAUUUGGAGUUGUUGGUACAUAUAUUUUGCAGCCUGCAUGCCUUGCACUGUGAAGUGCUUUAUAUAAACAUGCUUGUUUAUAUUCCAUAUUUAAAAUUUGUCAUACUGGAUGUGAACCUAUGUUCAUGUGAAUGUGAUUUGUAAUAAUGAUGAACUUGUUAGGUUAGGUUUGUAUGUGAAUUCGUAUUUGUAAGUCCACUGAUGAAUGUAUGUCGUAAUAUUCAAGGUAAUAAAUGAUCUGAUGAAUUAAUUCAUUUGAA
Messenger RNA from Zootermopsis nevadensis, 1959 nucleotides. It is a transcript of the gene MED31, whose product is annotated as mediator complex subunit 31. Gene Ontology annotation, biological process: regulation of DNA-templated transcription. Gene Ontology annotation, cellular component: mediator complex. NCBI's taxonomy places the organism in Eukaryota, Metazoa, Arthropoda, Insecta, Blattodea, Termopsidae. The record is from RefSeq and is a predicted model, not a curated record. Gene Ontology annotation, molecular function: transcription coregulator activity.